Molecule: messenger RNA, 5110 nt
Organism: Hypanus sabinus (Atlantic stingray)
Lineage: Eukaryota; Metazoa; Chordata; Chondrichthyes; Myliobatiformes; Dasyatidae
Product: sperm flagellar protein 2-like
Exons: 12
Coding region: 3554-5095 (513 amino acids)
Biological process (GO): sperm axoneme assembly
Cellular component (GO): manchette; sperm midpiece
Source: RefSeq, a predicted model, not a curated record
AGUACAUAUCUGGGAGAAGGGGAGUUGCCGCAGGUAACAGACCCCUUCACCUUUGCUCUCACUUUCAACUAUCCCUGGGCUUGACCACAGAUGUCCCUGCCUUCCUCAACACCCUCUUGUCCUAACGUUCAUUAUGCAUCUCCUCACACUUAAUCAGGAUUAGAUUCCAUCCGCCUUUGCAUUUCCCAUCUAAAAACUGGUCAGUACCAACCUACAUACUGUGACUGGCUUCCCCGCCAUCAACAAAACCACUGAAUUUCAUGCUACUUCCUGUUUAUUUCAGAGGGUGGUUAGUAUUUGUGAUCAGCUGCCAGAGAAAGUAGUUCAGCUGCUACAAUAACAAUAUUUAAAAGACAUUUCCAAAUUAAACUAACUCAUGCUGCCUGUGCAUCAUCCAUAUCCCUCAGUUCCCCAUACACUCAUGUGCCUUUGUCUAAUCUGCUUCCAACACUACACCAGCUUGUGCAUUACAGAUACUGCCCUUCUAUGCCCUCCAGUAUUUGACACUUCUACUCUGGCAAAAAGAUUCUAACUGUCCAUCUAUGCUUUUCAUAAUCUUAUAAACCUGUCAGGUCUCCCCUUAGCCUCCAUUGUUCCAGAGAAAACCUCUCCUUAUAGAACAUACUUCUAACCCAGGCAACAUCCUUGUGAAACACUACUGCACCUUCUCUCCAGAACCUCUACUCAAUGCAUGCCCUCCAGUCAGGGCCCCGCUGGGCAUGCCCUCCUUGUCCAUUUGUGUUGUGGGGUAAUGAAGAAUGCAUUUUCAGGGAGCUGUUUUACACAGGAGGAGGUGUUUGCUGUUCUGAGGCAAAGUAAGGUGGAUAAAUCUUCAGGACCUGCCAAGGUGUUCCCUCAGUCCUCACGGGAGGCGAGUGUGGAAGCUGCUGGGGCCCUAGCCGAGAUAUUAAAUCAUCCUUAAAGACACCUGAGGUACUAGAGUAUUGGAGGAUAGCGAAUGUUGUUCCACUGUUCAAGAAAGGCUCUAAAAAUAAACCAGGGAAUUAUUGGUUGAUGAGCCUGACAUCAGUAGUGGGAAAGUUAUUGGAAGGUAUUCUAAGGGACAGGAUAUAUAAAUAUCUGGAUAGACAUGGACUGAUUAAGGAUAGUCAGCAUAGCUUUGUGUGUGGUAGGUCAUGUCUAACUGAUCUUAGAGAGCUUUCUGAGUAAGUUACCAAGGAAGUGGAUGAAGGAAAAGCUGUUGAUAUUGUCUAUGUGGAUUUUAGCAAGGCAUUUGACGAAGUCCCACAUGGGAAAUUGGUCAAGAAGAUUCAGUUUCUUGGCAUUGAAUAUGAGGUAGUAAAUUGGUUUCGACAUUGGCUUUAUGGGAGAAGCCACAGACGGGUAGUAGAUGGUUGCCUCUCUGACUGGAGGCCUCGAGUUAGUGGAGUGCCGCAGGGAUUGGUUUGGAUCUGUUUUUGUUUGUCAUCUACAUCACAGUCUGGAUGAUAAUGUGUUUAACUGGAUCAUCAAGUUUGCAAAUGACACCAAGAUUGGGGGUGCAGUGGACAGUGAGGAAGGCUAUUAUGGCUUGCAGUAGGAUCUGGACCAGCUGGUAAAAUGAUAGAUGGAAUUUAAUGCAGACAAAUGAGAGGUGUUGCACCUCAGUAGGACCAUCCACGGUAGUCUUACACAGUGAACAGUGGGUCACUGAGGCGUGCGGUAGAACAAAGGGAUCUGGAAGUACAGGUCCACAAGUCAUUGAAAGUGGCACCACUGGUAGAUGGGGUCAUUAAGAAAACUUUUGGCACAAAGGCUUUCAUGUAUUAAAGUUCUGAGUACAGGAGAUGGGAUAUUAUUUUGAAGUUAUUUUUAAGACAUUGGUGAGGCCUAAUUUGGAGUAUUGUGUGCAGUUUUGAUCACCUACCUACAGGGAAGAUGUAAAUCUGGUUGAAAGAGUACAGAGAAAAUUUACAAGGUUGUUGCCAGGUCUGCAGGACCUGAGUUAUAAGGAAAGAUUGAAUAGGUUAGGACUUAAUUCCUUGGAAUGUAGAUGAUUGAAAGAGAUUUGAUAAAGGUGACAUAAUUAUGAGGGGAAAAGGGUAAAUGAAAGCAGGCUUUUUCCACUGAGGUUGACUGGGACUACAACCAGAUGUCAUUCAUUAAGGGUGAAAGGUGAGAAGUUUAAGGACAACAUGAGACAAAACUUCUUCACUCAGAGGGUUGUGAAAGUGUGAAUGAGCUGCCAGCACAAGUGGGGCAUCAAUCUUGAUUUCAACAUUUAAGUGAAGUUUGGAUAGGUACAUAGAUGGUAGGGGUAUGGAGGGCUAUGGUCCAAGGUUGAUGGGAGUAAACAAUUUAAAUAGUUUGACAUGGACUAGAUGGGCCAAAGAGCCUGUUUCUAUGCUGUACUUUUCUUUGACUCUACGACUAGACCCGAAGGUCCCUUUGUGCAUUAAUACUUCUAAAGGGCCUCCUAUCUACUGAAUGAGAUAUACCUCUUUACAUUUUACCUCCCAAUGUGCAACACCUCUCACCUGUUCAGAUUACUCUUCAUCUGCCAUUCUCGGCCACAUUUCACAUUCAGAUUUAUUGAUCAUGUGUAGUGAAAGAUCAAGUGACUUUGUUAAUGCAAACAUUGUUUGUUUGUUAAUGCAAACCAAUUCAAACAAAGGAUAAACUGGUUUAAGCCUGCAAGUGUCAUCACACGUUACUGUGCCAACAUACUGCAUGCCCAAAAUGUUCAGCAGAACAGCAACUGAUCGAUAUCCUGCUGUUUGCAUUCAAAACCUUUCUCAUUAUCAACAACUCUGGCAAUGUUUGGGAGAUCUGUAAACUUGCUAAUCAGCCUACCUACGCUACAUCUACACUAGAUAAAUCUCAGACAACACAGGACCCUGCACUAAUCCUUACCGAACACCAAUUGUCAGGGACCUCCGAUCAGUGUGUGGCACCUGUCCCUGAAUGAGGGUCAGUGUAUGUGUGGGACCGUCCCCCAGUGAGGGUCAGUGUGUGUGUGGGACCGUCCCCCGGUGAGGGUCAGUGUGUGUGUGGGACUGUCCCCCGGUGAGGGUCAGUGUGUUUAUGGGACCGUCCCCCAGUGAAGGUCAGUGUGUGUGUGUGUGUGUGUGUGUGUGUGUGUGGGACCGUACCCCAGUGAGUGUCAGUGUGUGUGUGGGACUGUCCCCCGGUAUGGGUCAGUGUGUUUAUGGGACCGUCCCCCAGUGAGGGUCAGUGAGUGUGUAGGACCGUUCCCUGGUGAGGGUCAGUGAGUGUGUAGGACCGUUCCCUGGUGAGGGUCAGUGAGUGUGUGGGACCGUCCCCUGGUGAGGAUCAGUGUGUGUGUGGGACUGUCCCCCGGUGAGAGUCAGUGUGUUUAUGGGACUGUCCCCCAGUGAGGGUCAGUGUGUGUGUGUGUGUGUGUGUGUGUGUGUAAGUCCUGCCCCAGUGGGUGAGUUGGUUGUAUGGAGAAAUUGUAUCCCACUGUUCCCGUGUUCACAAUAAACAUUGAAUCUGCUCUGCCCAACAGCCUAGUGCCCGGGCUCAGCUGGGACAACGUGCUGCCAACCUUCUGCGGAAAGGGAAAGGUGUUCCUGAUGAUUUAUUGACAGAGAUGGUGAAUGAGUGUCUGCGGCGACUGCCGGCAGGAUGUGGCUGGAUCCUUGAUGGAUUCCCAGCGACUGUCACCCAAGCCAAACUGCUGGAAAAGUUGCUGACCGGGGUUGACUCUGAUUACACUGUACCAAAGACUAAGAGGUCCAGAACCAAACUGGCUGUGGACCCAAAGGCUUCCAAAGAGCCCCCUCCUCCCUGGCCUGCCCUGGACAUCGCCAUUCUCCUAGAGGUUUCAGACAACACUGUGCUGACUCGCCACUCGCAGGGCAAUGUCAGUCAGUGUGCUGAGUCUGUAAUCCAGAAAGCAUCCGGUGAACAGGGACCCCAGGAGCUCCCGGAUGUUGGUGGGAAUAUGUCACGUACAGAGGAACAGCUGCUGCCUCGACUGACAAGUUUCCUGGAGCACUGGCCCAAGCUGGAGAAGUGGUUUACGGGACAGCAGAUCCUGGCAAAGGUGAAUGGGGAGCUGCAACAGGCCGAGCUACUGGAGAAGCUGGAGCUGGUUCUGGUGGAGUGCCUGCUCAAAAAGCACAGCAGAGAUGCUGUGACUGAGAAGCCUCCAGAGGUGACCACACCUGCCCUGGCUGAAACAUCUCCUUCCCAGGGCCUUCAGGAGACCUCUCCAAAGGAUGUGAAUUUAGUGGGAAGUGGUUCUGUGAGUGUUCCCAGCUCUGCCAAAGAGAAGAUUAAAGUGUCGCUUGGUGAUAAGAAGCAGAACAAAUCUGGCUCCAUUAGUCAGGCAGAUGCUACGGGCAAGCAGAGCUCAGCGAAGGGGAAGAGCGGCUCCGCCAAAGGCAAAAAAGGCAAGGAACAGAAGGGAAAACCAGAAAUAUACACAUCAGAGAUUGCCAGUGAGAAUGAUGACGCCCUCCCCCCACCUCCCAAACCAGGUUCUGACCAGUGGGUCUACGUGGAUGAGCCAGUGCCCCAGGAGAUUGCUGAGUACCUCUGUCGUUACUGGGACAGCAUUGUGGAGACACAAACCAGCACCAUCCACAGAGUGAUGCAGGAGCUGCGCAGGGAACAACUCCGGGCCGUCCAGGACCUGCACACGCUUCGGAAUGAUUUUUGGGAAUACAUGGAAAGUCGCCCAGACCACAAACAGGCGUUUGUAUCCCAGUGGCAGGACGACUACAAUUCCAUCCCUGACGACCUGCACGGUGACGAUGAUGUCAAAGCUGAACUGAUGCUGCGGCUCUAUACUCUGCGGGAGUGUCUAUGGGACAUCUCGGACAAGCGGAAGGAGGAGGCAGAGCAGGAACGGCAGAAUGCAAUGGGGAACGGCUGGCUGCAGGAUCACCUGGGGAUAGUGCUCAAUCUUUACAGCACUCUGAUGCAGGUGGAGGUGGAUCGUUUCCAGGAUACUUCCCGAUUCCUGCAGGAUUACUACAAAGGGAUGGAGGGGAAGAUCCCUCUGGACAGCAGCAAAGAGUUUGCACGGAUACCACUGAUUAAUGUGGCUGAUGUACAGUUACCCAUCUUGGGAGACCCGGAUAUAGUGAGGUAUGAUGUGGGUGGGCUGGAGGUCUCCCUGCACUAACAGAAGGCAGAUGGA